AUGUCGAAAAUAUAAUUGUUCGGUAUAUGCAAAUUAAGGAUGCGCUAGAAAAAAAGAAUUUAUGGGAUGCAGUAAAUGAACCAAUUCAACAAAUACCAUUAGAAAAAAGUUUGGAAAAAUUUAUUUUAGAUGUACGCGAUAAUCCAUUCAUUAAUAUUCCAGAAUAUGUGAAUAAAUCAUUAUUCUCUAACACGAAAGAUUUAGUUAAUUCUAUGAUUCCAGAAUACAAAAUUCAAAGUCCCUCAAUAAAUGAAUCAACUUGGGAGCAUGAUGCACUACAACCUAUUGUAAAAUUUAUUACACAUGAUUUAGAAGAUGAUUUAUUUGUUAGAUGCAAAGCAAGUAAACGACGAAAUGGGUCUAAAGGCCCAAUAAAGAAAAACGAUAUAUUCGGAGUAUAUAAAAGUAACCAUUAUGAAUACGAAGUUCUUCUCGGUGAAGUUUCCAAUGGACCAUUUUUUAAUACAACUCAAGUUCAAUCACAUACAUCUGAUGACCAUGAUAAGCUUGGGAAAUGCGGAAAAGAUUCAUUGGAUGAUGCUUUAAAUUACUUAACAAGCAAAAAUUUGAAUCUAAAGAUUUUUAAAGAAAUUAAUAUAUUUUUAAUUCAUGCCCACGGAACUUCCUUAGAACUUUUUGUUUUAGAUCAAAAUUUUGAGCCGUUUUUUAGGUUGAGAAGGUUAUCUAAUAUUUCAGUUCCUUAUAAACAAGGCACAAGUGAUGGUAUUAUUGACCUGGUUCAAAAUUUGCUGACAUUUAGAAAUAUGUUAACAUGUACUUUAAACAAAUUGAAAGAAAUUGAUAAUUU
Molecule: messenger RNA, 808 nt
Organism: Scutellospora calospora
Lineage: Eukaryota; Fungi; Glomeromycota; Glomeromycetes; Diversisporales; Gigasporaceae
Source: the annotation of a GenBank genome assembly